UCCGCGCCGCCGGCCCGGCCUCCCCCUCAGGCCGCCGCCCGGACCCUCUCUGCCCCCUCAGGGCCGCCCGCGCUCCCGCCCCUCAGGCGCGCGCCCCCGCCCUCCGUCCCGCGGCGUGCGCGCCCCCGCGGGCCCGCUCGGGAGUGCGCGCGCAGGGCGGGCGGGAGGCGGCGGCGGGCAGGGAGCUCUCUGCGGGCGCAGUGCUGAUCCGCCGGCGGGGCGGCCGGGAAUGCGAAGCAAUGGCCGCGGGGGGUUCGGGCAGCGGCAGCGCGGAGGAGAAGAGCUACCGCCGCUUCCUCGAGCUGUUCUUGGGCGAGUUCCGCGGGCCCUUCGGGGCAGAGCCGGAGCCAGCGCCGGCUCCCCCCGCUGCUGCCGACGCCGCGGCCGCCGCUGAGGAGGACCCCGGGGCUGAGGGGGAAGCGGGAACGACGGCCGAGACGGAGGAGGGCGAGGGCGACGGUGGCGCCGACGGCGACCCUCAGCCGCCCGCCCCGCCGCCGCCUCCCCCGCCGCUGCCCCCGCUGCCCCGGCCGCUUUCGGAGUACAUCACGGAGGAGGAGGUGGAGGGCGAGUGCCUGGACCUCUGCCUGCAGCAGCUCUACAAGUAUAAUUGCCCUUCGUUUUUGGCUGCUGCUUUAGCUAGAGCAACUUCAGAUGAAGUCCUUCAGAGUGAUCUUUCGGCACACUACUUACCAAAGCAUGUGGACAACGCGGAUGGGAUCAUACAGAUCGAGACGGUGAAGCUAGCCCGCGUAGUGUUUAGCAAACUGCACGAGAUCUGCAGCAACUGGGUGAAAGACUUUCCACUCCAGCCGAAGCCCCACCGCUACUACGAGACGUCCAUCCACGCCAUCAAGAAUAUGCGCAGGAAGAUGGAAGACAAGCACGUCUGCAUCCCAGACUUCAACAUGCUCUUCAACCUUGAGGACCAAGAGGAGCAAGCUUAUUUUGCAGUGUUUGAUGGUCACGGGGGAGUGGAUGCUGCCAUCUAUGCCUCCAUCCAUCUCCAUGUCAACAUGGUCCAUCAGGAGAUGUUUCAGCACGACCCGGCGGAGGCACUGUGCCGGGCCUUCCGGGUGACCGAUGAGCGUUUUGUCCAGAAGGCAGCCAGAGAGAGUCUGCGUUGUGGAACCACUGGGGUGGUGACCUUCAUCCGAGGAAAUAUGCUGCACGUGGCUUGGCUUGGGGACUCCCAGGUUAUGCUCGUGAGGAGAGGCCAAGCUGUGGAACUGAUGAAACCCCACAAACCAGAUCGAGAGGAUGAGAAGAAGCGCAUUGAGGCACUCGGUGGCUGCGUGGUCUGGUUUGGAGCCUGGAGGGUGAACGGGAGCCUGUCAGUCUCCAGAGCUAUUGGGGACGCCGAGCACAAGCCAUAUAUCUGUGGGGAUGCAGACUCUGCCUCCACUGUACUAGAUGGCUCUGAAGACUACCUCAUUUUAGCCUGCGACGGCUUCUAUGACACAGUCAAUCCCGAUGAGGCAGUCAAAGUGGUGGCUGACCAUCUAAAGGAGAAUAACGGCGACAGCAGCAUGGUAGCACAUAAAUUAGUGGCAUCUGCUCGGGAUGCCGGUUCCAGCGACAACAUUACUGUCAUUGUGGUAUUUCUCAGGGACAUGAACGCAGCAGUUGCUGUUAGCGAGGAGUCGGACUGGACAGAGAACUCUUUUCAAGGUGGGCAAGAAGACAACGGGGAAGAUAAGGAAAACCAUGGAGACUGCAAACGACCGUGGCCCCAGCACCAGUGCUCAGCACCUGCAGACCUUGGCUAUGAGGGACGCGUGGAUUCCUUCACCGACAGAACUAGCUUAAGCAUAGGAUCCAACAUUCACCCGUUUGAUGAUCAAGGCUAUUUAGACCUGACAAAAACAGAAAUUAGUACACCUCAGAGUGCCAAAUGUCUGCCACCGGUUCAAGCGUUCAGUCCUGGCAAACCAAAGAGCGCAAAUUUGAUCAGCGGCUUCGCAGUGAAGAAGGAAUCCCCAGAGCGCACCACGUCAUCCGUCUGCGGACAGAGCGAUGCCAGGGGGUCCAACGCUCCUCUUAGUUUGGGUGUCGCAGGGCAGAGCAUCUACAGGGCGAAGGGUUUAUCCCCCAUCUUCUUUGGGCUGGAAGAUGAACUGUUCAAAUCCCUGGGAAAACGAGCCGCGUCCUUUCACUUCCGACCCUGUAAUGGGAAGAGGCGGCAAGGAGCCAGGCUCAAACCAAAGUUUCACAUGCCACUCUCGGCUCGCGAGCCUUCCCAUAGAGAAGGAUCGAGUCUGUCCUUACCCGUCCGGGGCCGCGGUAGCAGGAGGCUGUCGGUAAGACACGCCCCGUGGUGGAGGCUGGCCGGUCAUAGCGCUUGCAGCGAGAGCAUGUUUUUGCUGCGAAGACAAAGUAAUUGUAUACCAGAUUCAUCCCUUCAUCAAUGCUGUAAAAUGUAACCAUCUCCCUCGUGUGUUCCCCCGUCAGACUCCCAAAAUAGACAUUCCCCAAAUCAAACUGGCAUCAUCAGAAAGCGAAAAAAAGGUGGGCAUUUCCGAACUGUCCCUCCAGUCCCCUGCGAAGCUCAAACCACGUGUAAAUAGAUCUAGGAAUUAACAAAUGUAGUUGUUUCAAUCUCAAUAAAAUUUGCUGGUGGUGCCACCCCGAGCAAUGCCACAGCCACCCGGCCGCCCGCACACACAAGUAUCCAGCCACAUUCACUAGUGAAAGCCAAACAGCUGGUUCAGGUGGACAGACACUGUUAGGGAACAGUCGUUAACGACCCAGAAAGCUGAACCUGCCUGAGGUACGUCUGUGGAGCAAUAUGUACAGAAAGAGUCCGGUUUAGAGCUGCCAAAUUUUUUUAGAGUGGGGGGGAAGUUUCUGUAGAAGUCAAGGUGUGUGGGGUGUUUUGGUUGGUUUUUGGUUUUUUUUUUGUGUUCUGCUUUUGUUUAUUUCAGGCGAGCAUUAAGAUGAAUUAGAAAAUUACAUCCACUUUUGCAGGUAGACGACUAAAAGCCAUACAGGGUUUUACCAGGUAACUUAGGAAUGGACAAACUAAGCUCCUGCUACUCUGUUCUCAGACUCCCAUUGAGGUACAGACUCAUAAUUUACCUAUUUUUUUCAUGUAACAUAAAACGUGGAAUAUGAAGAAAACUGUUUUUUGUAGUUUUAAAAAAAAAAAAUCAAUUAUUUCCUAUGGCUAGAGGUGCAGCGUAGGGAAUUUCGUAUCUUUCUGGUGCUUUUAGUGGCAUUUCUCUUGUUUGUCAGUUUAGGAAACUGUUCUCAAUUAGUUUUAAUCGAACAUGAUUGUGCUUAAUGCUUUGAGCCAACCUCAUCUCAGGUCUUAAAAGAAACCAAUGUGCGGAGAUGUUCAGUACGAUGCUGCUGUCACUCCACCGGUCAAACCAGAGAACUGCUUGUGAAAGAUAAUGAGCAAUUUGGUGAGCUGUUUGGUUUCGGUAACGAUUUCUAGACGGCAAAGGCAUAAUUUAACAUAAAGUUGCAGCGUGAAGGAUGCUGUAGGAUGCUGCGUCUGCGAGGAGUGGCGUUGCCGCAGCGUGGGGUUUUGCAGCGUGUGCCGGGAUGGAUGCCGGCGGCCGGAGCAGCCCGAAGUGAAGGGAAAUGCCGAGGAUGCGGAUGAGCGAGGGCUGCGCGCAGGGUUUAGCGGAGAGGGUGAAACUCCCAGAGCCAGAGCUCCGCUUCGGCUAAACCUGGGUUGAGAAGGGACGGUGAGGAACGUCAGUGGCCCUCAUUUUCCUACGCAGAGCGUUCUUUAUCAAACUGGGAAACAACCAGGACCCACCAGCUCUUCCCUGCUCCCCACGGGGUGUCAAACCCUUACGGGAGCGGUUAAUUGGGACGUAAGCAAGCAGGCGAUUCCCGUCAGCUCCACUCAAUACACAUCCUGUCACUAUUCUUUGUUACGAUAAGACAUUUGUAAGAGUAAGAAUAAAGUAAGUCUUCAUAGGCGUUUAUUGUACAACUCCUAUCAUUUUAGCAGUAACAAUUUAAUAACAGUAUUAGUAUUUAGCUAGAAUUUGCAAAGUAUUUUAAUAUUAAGCAGUCAGGAGAUUAUUCAACAGGACGAGAUGGCAAGGUUUGAAUUAAUUCUGCCAAUUUCCGCUUCUUCUAUCUUUGAUGCACUAUUUUAAAAGCAAUCUGAUGAAUAGCAGAAGGCUUUGUGAGUAACCAGGAGCUGGCGUGUGGCUUUAGAUUCCUUUGAUCUUUUUCAGACCUUUUUUUUUAAUCUUACGGGAUCAUUGGCUCUUAUCUGUCAUCUUAUUAAGCCUUAGCUGUUGUCAGCGUUCUCUUUAGCUGCAGCGUAUGUUCCAAGCCAGAUUUACUGAGGAAAUUUGUGAAACCAUGAAAUGGUAAAAUAUGCAACUCGGAGGUAUCUCUGCGGUGCCUUUGUUUUAAAUUAUUCACAGUAAUAACGCCGCGUUGAAGGUCCAUCUUACAGCCGACUGUCGUGCUUCGGAGAGAAAGGUGAUGUAAGUGCAAUUGUUUGUGGGAGUAAAGGAGAACGACAAACCGUCCUGGAUGAUAAACUUCUUCCCAGUCUGCAGGAGCAGUUGAAGGGCACUGGGCUGCACGUGUGCUGUUUUGGGAAGGAUCUAGCUUUUUAGGUGUGGAUUCAUAAACGCUAAUUCUGUGACUCAUUACCAUUUAUCCUGCUAGGAGGAAAAAAAUAAAUAAAUCUCCCAUCGUAGUUCCAGUGUGGUCAGGUAAAACCAUUGUAUAGGUAGCAAGUGUUCAUUUCUUCACUAACUGCAUAUUUAUAGAGUAGAUAGGAACCAUUUGUAAGGUAAGUCAAGUCCUUUAAAGUUCUAUACUAUUAAAAGUAGUGGUUAUUGGUCUGAUAUAUGCUGCUCUUGAUUCUACACACUAGACAAAAAAGCAGUGCUUUGUGAAAUGCAGUGUUUUCUCUUAAUGCCACUGGUGAUAGGAAGUAGUUCUCUUCAGUUCAAAAUCCUGUGCCCUUAUUUGCUGCUUGCUAACGUAAGCAAUAAUCCCUCUCGAACGGUAUCUAAGUGUUCUGUAUCUCGUACUUUGAUUGUCUAUCUGGUGACAAUGUAAAAAUAUUAGGCUAAUAUAAAAGUAUCUCAUUGUAUUUAUUAACUGUUGAUACUGAGAUUCAGUCUGUGACCUGUGUUUUGUAUUUUUAUUGUGUAUCUUAGUGGUGGUGAAAUUUGUAUAACGAAUCUUUCCAAUAAAGAGCUGAAGUAUCCCUU
Chroicocephalus ridibundus (black-headed gull) is the source of this 5198-nucleotide messenger RNA. RefSeq names its product protein phosphatase, Mg2+/Mn2+ dependent 1E (gene PPM1E). The coding region runs from base 240 to 2423 and encodes 727 amino acids. Gene Ontology annotation, molecular function: protein serine/threonine phosphatase activity; cation binding. The transcript has 7 exons. Gene Ontology annotation, biological process: protein dephosphorylation; negative regulation of protein kinase activity. The record is from RefSeq and is a predicted model, not a curated record. NCBI's taxonomy places the organism in Eukaryota, Metazoa, Chordata, Aves, Charadriiformes, Laridae. Gene Ontology annotation, cellular component: nucleus.